AUGGUAUCUGCAACUACCAGAAUAUACCUGAUUGCCCUUCAUACGUCCUUGGCUGGGAUGCUGUGGGGGUUGGAUACAGGUUCCAUUGGUCCUAUUACCCAGAUGGACCAGUUCUCUAGCUCUAUCGGCCAUCUCUCCUCAGGCGUCCUCGGGAUUUAUGUCGCGUGUAUCCUUCUCUCCGCUUCCUUGUCUUCGCUAUGCAGCGGUUAUAUAGCUGACUUGCUAUCUCGCAAGUAUGGGAUCCUGACUGGAGGCAUUGUAGUCCUUCUGGGAACGAUCAUUUCCGCCUCUGCGAAAUCUUUCCCUGUUCUCAUAUGCGCACGGCUGAUAACGGGAAUCGGUCAGGGUCAGAGUAUCUCCGUCGUUACUAUUUACCUCUGCGAGAUCUCUCCACGAGAGAUUAGAGGAACAGUUGCGACGGUGUUACAGUUGCUUAUCACUAUCGGGAUCGCUUCGGGGUAUUUUGUUGCGUAUGCGUCUUCCAGAAUUAGGGGUGAGUUGGCUUGGAGGACACCCUUUAUUGUGGAAGCGAGUGUGGCUGUAGUUUUGGUCUCUGGAAUGGCUUUUAUGCCGUACUCUCCGCGAUGGCUCGUCCAGAGGGGGAGGAUAGAUGAAGCUCGUGCGGUUCUUCAGAAGCUCCGUUCUAGCAGCGAAUUCGUAGAAGACGAGCUGCGUCUUAUUCAAGGCAGCCUCGAGGAACAGAACCGGGAAGAUGCUUCUUAUCGUGAGAUAUUUCAGAAACGAUACAUCAAACGGAGCGUUCUAAGCGUGUUUCUGAUGUCUUUUGAGAUGUUGUGUGGGAUCGAUGCGGUCCUUUAUUACGCUCCGAUCCUGUUCACUCAAGCUGGGUUUACAUCAAAUCGAGCAGCAUUCCUUGCGUCUGGUGUUUCCGGAAUAAUCAACUUGAUAUUUACGAUACCUGCUCAACUGUGGGUUGACAAGUGGGGGCGAAGAUUUCCUUUGAUCGGUGGCGGUAUCUCUAUUGCUGCUUGUUUCAUGACCAUCGGUACUUUGUACGUGAUCUAUGGCGGAAAAGCCGAAGGACAGGUGUAUUUGAGCGGCAAAGGACCGCAAUGGGCUGUGAUCAUACUCAUAUACAUGUUUGUGGCGAGUUUCUCAUGGUCAUGGGCUGUGGUCAUUAAAAUAUACGCAUGCGAAAUAAUACCCACGCGGCUUCGUGCAAAAGCAUGUGCUGUCCAGCAGCUCAGCAAUUGGCUGGUGAAUUUCGCUGUCGCGCUUACUGCGCCGCUUUUUCUACGGGCUUCUCCAAGCGGUCCAUAUUUCUUCUUUGGAUCAGCCACGCUGUUCACCACUGCCGUCUGCCACUUCUUGAUGCCGGAGACCAAAGGAAAGAGCUUGGAAGAAAUCGAGGAUUUGUUUGAGAUGACACCUCAGGCGGUGGGUCACUCUGUAUCGUUAAUGGCAUGA
Molecule: messenger RNA, 1428 nt
Organism: Suillus bovinus
Lineage: Eukaryota; Fungi; Basidiomycota; Agaricomycetes; Boletales; Suillaceae
Product: general substrate transporter
Exons: 6
Coding region: 1-1428 (475 amino acids)
Biological process (GO): transmembrane transport; carbohydrate transport
Cellular component (GO): membrane
Molecular function (GO): carbohydrate:proton symporter activity
Source: RefSeq, a predicted model, not a curated record